Messenger RNA from Ostertagia ostertagi, 1326 nucleotides. NCBI's taxonomy places the organism in Eukaryota, Metazoa, Nematoda, Chromadorea, Rhabditida, Trichostrongylidae. The record is from the annotation of a GenBank genome assembly.
GACUGGAAAGCAGGCCAGACUGUGCUCGCGCCGACGUUCAACCACCAGCACGUCCUCAUCUCAGGAAAUCAGUCCGCUGUCGGCGUCAUCUACAUGUAUCACAUCGCCGCGCAGUCUCUGAUGACCACAUUUAAUGGGCGAAUGCAUGAAGAUGCUCACACCGCACUCGCACAAAAUCAUCUGCUGUGUGCUGGCCAGCGACGACACGUUUCUGGUGACCGCAUCGAUGUGCCCUGUUUUCAGGUGAACGCGUUGGCCUGCGCUCAGGACGACUGUCAGCUGUUCGCGGCCACGAAGUCCAUCGUCUACUGCUACGACAUCCACAAUGGCCAAAUCGUGGACGUGCUCGACUGUCAGCUUCCGUUUGCCGUCUUCAACAUCAAGAUCUCAUCCGACAAUUUCUUCCUCUUCUCGGGGUGCGGUCCACGAGUGGAUGUGUGGCACAUCCAGAAGCGCGUUCACGACGCCCCAGACGCCUCCGGGCACAUGGGAUUCGUGACGGCCAUCGCGCUGAGUGGGGACGACAAGAUCGCCGCCUGUGGCACGUACGAUGGCGUCGUGGCCGUCUGGGACCUCGACAUCUGCCAGUGUUUGUCAACGGUUCCACAAAGCAAGGGUAUCCCGGUGUCCUGUCUGGCAUUCUCCUUCAACCAGACGUUUCUGCUCAGUGGCAACACAAUCGGCAGCGUCAGCGUGUUCGACUGUUCCUCGGGCACCUUGCACCGAACAUUCAGUGUACCUGCACUCCACGGAGAUCGUGUCGAUUUGUCCGCUGGAGAACUACCGGGUGUUCAGUUGCGACAAGGAGGGCAAACUCUGUCAGUGGGAGAUUUUCGGCGACGAGGAGAGCAUGGUGAGAACUUUUGUCCACUGUUCACUAAGACGGAUCAGUGCGCUAGCAAAUGGAAUCCCGGAAACUGUUUCUGUGGAAAUAACGUUGGUCGCCGCUUGCAAGAUGGUCGCGUGAUGAUGACUCAGGGAGUUGCGCCGCCGAUUUUCGCGCCACCCAACGGCAAACUGGUGGUUGGCCACUGUCCGAAGAAUUCCAAAGAAAUGAAAGUGUGGACUGUCGGAGAGGAAGGACCGGUGCUGAAGAACAAGCUGUCGCACAACGAGGAGAUCACCUGCUUUGCUGCGAUCGCGCUGGGGACGCUCGUUGCCACUGGCUCGAGCGACCAAUCGUGCAAGCUGUGGCAAAUCGAUUCCGGCUAUCUCACACAGGUACUUGUCGGCCACGAAGGAAGGGUGACCUGUGUGGCGCUGGCGGACGACGAACGCCUCGUCAUUUCCGGAGCUGAGGACAAAAAGGUUCGUUGUUGUGAGUAG